AUGGGUCUCGAUGUGAGUUCAAAAUCUAAAACGCUAGAUAUGAGCUCCUCAGAAGACGAUUCUACAGGACUAUUACACAGCCACAAUGUAGUAACAGAUGAAAUUGGAGCGCUGGCUGCUAUCUCACCUAAAGCCAAACUUGGAAAGAAAGUUUUCUAUUUGCGCAAUUUGAAGGCGACGGGCCUGGAUGGAGUCCAUCAAGAAGAAUCUCCUUACAUCCCAAUUUAUAAUAAGGUGGAUUUGCCUGAAUGGGAAGGAACAGGACUGAUAAUUCUAAAAAAGGACUACCUACCUGAUUCUAAGUGUCUUAAUAAAGGCGAUAGUAAUAAGAAGGAUUGGUAUACUAAAACGGUUCUGCAAUUUAUUGGUAAGUUCUGGAUUGGUUGAAAUAAUCAUACCGCUAAACGUUGCGGAGUUGUUGGUUCUUCAACAAUAGCAAUGCCUGGACCUUCCUGA
Thelazia callipaeda (thelaziosis nematode) is the source of this 456-nucleotide messenger RNA. The record is from the annotation of a GenBank genome assembly. NCBI's taxonomy places the organism in Eukaryota, Metazoa, Nematoda, Chromadorea, Rhabditida, Thelaziidae.